Clonostachys rhizophaga is the source of this 1932-nucleotide messenger RNA. The record is from the annotation of a GenBank genome assembly. NCBI's taxonomy places the organism in Eukaryota, Fungi, Ascomycota, Sordariomycetes, Hypocreales, Bionectriaceae.
AUGGGCGCACAAAUCGACCAUGUGAGCUGGGUGGCCCCUGUGGCACCAGCUACGCAAACAAUACCUUACCAAUACACGUCAUUUGGUCAACUGAGUGAAGACGUCCAUUCUGAGACUUUUCUUACGUAUGAUGACAAAAGGGUUUUAUCAUUAGAUAACAUUGAAAAGUUUGUUACACAAGACGUUGUGAGCCUUGCUCUAAGGGACCAAAAAGUACGAGAUAUGGCGAAUGCGAGCAGGUUAAUACUUGAUGGAAAGGCAAAGCUCAUCUUCGUCAUCUUGACGAUGAUGAACGACUUGCGCCUGCUUGAAGAUUUCAUAACUGCCAAGGUUACAGACCAACAUUUGCCCAUUACUUGGAAGGCUGAUGGCACAGGGUAUUCAGAAGACGAAAGUCUCAUCUUCCCACAUUGCAAGACCUGGUCCAUACCUCAGCGGCAUCUCUUCAAGCUGUACCAGGCAGAGGUCAUUUCGCCCACAUUCGGGGACCGUGACCACUUCGAGGUGAAGACAAGUAACAAUCGCAAUCUUCCUUUUUUAAAGGACGAGAACAGCUCGUCUCAGGCUCCCAGCAGUGGCUUUUUUGGGGAGGUAACCAUGAAACUGCUGCAUCGAGCUCAUAUACACGAGCGCGCUUUGCCAAUCUUUGACACUCUUGGCCUCUUGCCUGAGAAUUCUGCAUUUAUGGGAGUCCCAGUGGCCAUCAAAGAAGCCAAAGACGUUGCAGAAGAACUCAGACGCUUCUCCGAAAAGGAGCAGGAGAACUUGAAGCAGCGUCUACAACGAGACUACAAAACCAGUCAUCUGGUCGAACCGAUUGCGGCCUAUCAGCUCAACAGUAAACGUUACUUGGUCUUUCCUUGGGCUGACGGCGGCCAUUUAGGCAAACAUUGGAAGGAAUCUGGCGUCGGUAAACUUGGGCGCUCCCAGGUCCAGUGGAUUAUUGGCCAAUUUGUCGGGAUCUGGGACGCUCUUCAUGAACUUCAUGAUUCCAAUUGUAGGCACGGAGACUUGAAGCCUGACAAUAUCUUGUAUUUCAAAAGCGCCAAAGGAGGUGGAACUUUGCAAAUUGCCGACCUGGGCCUUGCAGCUUUCCAUGAUAAAGAUGCUCAUACUGAAAUUCGCAUGGGCACGUUCACGCCAUCAGGGACUCGACGCUAUGAGCCUCCGGAAGAGGAUAUUCGCAAGGAGGCUAUUCGCCGACAGACUAAUAAGCCCAGAUCAAGAUCCUAUGAUGUUUGGUCUAUGGGAUGCACUAUGCUCGAGCUACUUAUCUGGCUCAUGUACGGUUGGGAAGAUCUCAAGAGGUUCCGAGACCGAACAAACAACUAUUUCUGGACAUACAACAAGGCGCCAUCUAAACCCUUAACCUAUGUUCUUGACCCACAGGUGCAAGCUUGCAUUGCGACAAUGCAAGAACACUCGGCCUUGUCCAAGGCAUAUCAACAGCUUCUUGACCUCAUCAAAAAGCGGUUGCUCAUCAUUCCCUAUCCUCAGAAGCGCGAGGAUACAUCUCCGAGCCUCAGGGCAACUUCCAACGAGGCCCAUCAAACCAUGUCAGAUAUUUACAGCAACUGCAAGACCAACCCAGAAGCAUACAUUAGCUCUGACAGUCUGCGCCGUUCUUCCAGACUCGCAUUUGCAGGCGUUAACUAUGAGCAGGAUGGCCAGCUAAUGGUCCCGAGGCAACACGAACUAAGGCCUCGCAGAGGGCAGUCUCCGUCUUCUUCAUCCGGCAGAUUCAACAGCGUAGACGCGACCACCACCAGCAUUCCGAUUGUAGUACACGGAACAGGCGACGCAAGCUUCGAUUGGCAACCAACUGAAACGACGUCGACGAGGCUGCGUGACAAUUGUCACACCAACGGCAAAGCAUCUAAUGCCUUGUUAGGAAUCCAGAAGCUUAACUGGAGACUGGGAAUUUGCCACUGA